Messenger RNA from Halteromyces radiatus, 1983 nucleotides. RefSeq names its product ankyrin repeat-containing domain protein. Gene Ontology annotation, cellular component: Golgi membrane. Gene Ontology annotation, biological process: protein palmitoylation. Bases 1 to 1983 code for a protein of 660 amino acids. NCBI's taxonomy places the organism in Eukaryota, Fungi, Mucoromycota, Mucoromycetes, Mucorales, Cunninghamellaceae. The transcript has 6 exons. Gene Ontology annotation, molecular function: palmitoyltransferase activity; protein binding. The record is from RefSeq and is a predicted model, not a curated record.
AUGGAUCUAUUUGAAGCAGCACGACAAGGCAAUUUUCAACAAUUGGUUCAUUUAUUGGAAACGAAGCAAGCUUCUGUACAUGAUGUGGAUGGAGAUGGAGCAACGGCCCUUCAUUAUGCAGCAGUCUCAAGCGAGGUAUGUGCCAAGUAUCUUAUCGAUCGUGGAGCGGUGGUGAAUCAAGCGGCUGGUGAACUACAAGCAACCCCUUUACAUUGGGCAACACGACAAGGUCAACUUUGGACGGCACAUCGACUUAUUAUGGAUGGUGGUGCGGAUCCAACUCUCAAGGACGGUCAAGGUUUCAAUGCUCUUCAUCUUGCUGUGCAUUCUUCACAAGCCAUGCUGGUGUUGUACUACCUGUUUUUAGGAAGGAUUGAUAUUGAUGCAGCGGAUACGAUUGGUGGACAUACAGCAUUGAUGUGGGCUGCGUAUCAAGGCCAACCAUUGGUAUGUCAUUUGCUUCUGACAUUUGGUGCCAAUGUACAUGCUACGGAUCAUACUGGAUUGACGCCUCUGCAUUGGGCAGUCGUCAGUGCACACAAAGGAUGUAUCCGCAAAUUACUCGAAUACGAUGCUGAUCCUCAUUGUCGUGAUUCUUCUGGUAAAUCCGUCAUGGAUUUUGUUUAUGAUAAGAAACUCGAUAGUGUUUGGCAACGUGCUGUCUUGGAAUUUGAUAUUAUUGCUGAAACAAAACCUCAUUUGACUUCACGUAUUGGUUCUUAUCCUGGUUCUAAACCUCAUCAAUGGUCAAAGAAAACAAUCAAUACUAUCAUUUACUUUUUACCAUUUAUCGCUUUGGGCAUGGCACUAAAAACAUUAUCUCUUUUUUCUUGGUAUCUUGGACUUCCUUUGGCCUUUUUAUGUUUGGUUUGUAUGCAUGUUGGUAUUGUCAAAUAUUUAAUUCCAAUUCCUCAUAAUGAUGCUUUAUGGAAAACUCCUUAUUUUUCUUGUAUCUUUCAAGCAUCGGCUUUUUGGGUAUUAAUGACAUGGACUUGUAUUCUUGUACCAAGUACAGCAUAUAUGAUGUUGACACAUUUGAUUUUUAUGUCUAGUUUCUUUAUUGCCAUGUACAACUUUUAUCAAGCAGUGAUGGCAGAUCCAGGAUUUGUCAACAAUACUCCUAAUAGAGAACAACAACGACAAGAUGUGAUGGAAUUGGCUGAUGCUCAUUGUUUAGAUAUUCGACAUUUCUGUGUCACUUGUUUGAUCAAAAAACCUUUAAGAUCUAAACAUUGCAAGAUAUGUAAUCGAUGUGUAGCACGAUUUGAUCAUCACUGUCCUUGGAUUUACAAUUGUAUUGGUGUCAAGAAUCAUCGUGCUUUUAUGGUGUUUCUAUUGAAUAUGGUGAUUGCUAUUAUCUCAUUUACUUUUCUAUCUCUUCAAUACUUUUCCAGUUUGUCACCGACAUAUGAACGUGGGAUGGAUGGUACAUGUUUUUUAGGAUCAACAGUAUGUGGUUAUUUCCAAUUUGAUACAUGGACAUUGUCAUUAACAGUAUGGAUUCUAAUUCAAUUAUCAUGGUCAGUCUUCUUACUUGGUGUACAACUCUACCAAAUUGCAGUGGCAACUACAACCAAUGAAAGUGCUAAUGCUCAUCGAUAUUCCUAUAUGAAUCAAGGUGGGAUCAUGACAGCAGCAAGUACAGGUGGUACAAUAGCAGGUUCUGAUGGACCUCAAGUUCAACCCAUCAUUCCAAAUAAUAAUCGUCAUGGUCAUGGUGUGGCUGGAUUUUUACCUUGUUUACAAUUAUUUGCUGGGGCAAGAGCUUUACAUCGAACAAGACAAGCCAAUCGUGGACAACAACAAAGAGGUGGUAAUCCUUUUGAUCAUGGAUGUUUGAAUAAUUGUAUGGAAUUUUGGACUGAAGAAGCAAAUAAUAACAAAAAAUCUCAUGAUAUCAAUUGGUAUAAUGUUUAUAAUUUACAAGAUAUUAUGAAUCAAAGAACUUCUGAUCAUCAUCAUCAACAACAAUCCGUAGUGUAG